Thlaspi arvense is the source of this 2173-nucleotide messenger RNA. The record is from the annotation of a GenBank genome assembly. Lineage: Eukaryota; Viridiplantae; Streptophyta; Magnoliopsida; Brassicales; Brassicaceae.
CUUCCGUUCUAGAAACAAAGAACAGAGUCGAACCAAAAUCACCUCCAUGGUUAAGGAGAUGGCGGGUGGGCAAGUGGAGAAGCGAGUCAGACUCAAAAGCUCUGGGAAGGAUCCAGGAACUCCUGGGUUUCUCAGAAUAAGGGAAGAGAUGUUGCUCUUUGUCGCAGAUGAUCCGAAAUCAGAUUCAAAGCUUAAAGUGCAGACUCAAAACAUCGAAAGUCAUAUAUGUACCAAAGAAGGAUCAAACAAACCUAAUUGGCUUAAACUGACGAAUAAGGAGGUCUUUUGUUUGCCCUUGGAAGGAGUCAUAUCUUCGAGUUUUAAAAUUAUUCGGACAUGCAUGCUUGCCGUGACUUUAUCACAAAGGCCCUUGCUAAAUGUGAAGAGAAAUCAGCUGUUUCGACAUCCUCUGAGCAGCUCAGUUUUGCAGACUUGGAGCUACGCUUCAAGCUUCUUCGAGAAAGUAGGUAUUGAGCUGCAGAGAUUGCAUAAGCAACUUGUGGAAGGUAAAGUCUUGACGGAAGAUGAAUUUUGGGCUACAAGAAAGAAAUUGCUUGGUAAAGUUUCCACCGGAAAGUCAAAACAACAGGUCGGGAUCAAGAGCAUGAUGGUUUCUGGCAUCAAACCGUCUACCGAUGGGCGGACCAAUAGGGUGACGUUUAACUUGACACCAGAGAUCAUUUUUCAGAUUUUUGCUGAGAAGCCGGCUGUUCGGCAGGCAUUCGUAAACUAUGUUCCGAGUAAGAUGACAGAAAAGGCCUUUUGGACAAAAUAUUCUAGAGCGGAAUAUCUCUACAGCACCAAAAACACAGCAGUAGCUGCUGCGGAAGCUGCUGAAGACGAGGAACUCGCGGUCUUUCUGAUGCCUGAUGAGAUAUUGGCUCGGGAAACGCGUCAAAAGAUUAGACGGGUUGAUCCGACUCUAGACAUGGAGGCUGACCAGGGAGACGAGUACACUCAUCUAAUGGACCAUGGGAUACAGCGUGAUGGCACCAGUGACGUUGUUGAACCACGGAAUGACCAGUUUAGGAGAUCACUGUUGCAAGAUCUUAAUCGUCAUGCUGCUGUUGUGUUGGAAGGCAGAAGCUUUGAUGUUGAGUCAGAGGAUACGAGGACUGUAGCAGAGGCUCUAACACGGGGCAAACAAGUAAGCAAAGCUGGUGGUGGAAGCACCAAGGAUGCUAAUCAGGAGAGAUUGGCGAGAAUGUCUCGGGCAGCAGAAAUGGAGGAUCUUCAAGCACCACAAAACUUGCCGUUAGCACCACUUUGUAUCAAGGACCCUCGUGAUUACUUUGAAUCUCAACAAGGGAACAUCAUCCUUAAUGAACCUAGAAGAGCAGGGGCAUCGAAGAGAAAUGUCCAUGAAGCUUAUGGGUUGCUUAAAGAAUCCGUUUUGGAGAUUAGAAGUACAGGGUUAAGUUAUCCAUUGAUUAAACCUCAAGUUUCCUUCGAGGUUUUCAGUUGGUUAACCCGAACUAUCUCAACGGCCAAAAAUAUCAUCGGGAAGAACCCAAAAGAGAGCUUUCUGAACAGAUUACCAAAGUCCACUAAAGAUGAGGUUCUACAUCACUGGACAUCAAUACAGGAAUUACUAAUACAUUUUUGGUCAUCUUACCCAAUAACAACCACAUAUCUUCAUACCAAGGUUGGUAAACUGAAAGAUGCAAUGUCCAAUACAUAUUCAGAACUCGAUGCAAUGAAACAGUCGGUGCACUCUGAUCUUCGGCAUCAGGUUUCAUUAUUGGUUCGCCCAAUGCAACAGGCUCUUGAUGCUGCGUUUGAACACUACGAAGCGGACUUGCAGAGAAGAACAAGAACCGCUAAGAGCGGUGAAGGACCAAACGGGUGCAUUUAGAAGACAAACAAAUCGUUGUUUUCAUUUGUUGCUUUUUGUCCGAUCUAUUGAGAUGGAAACAAAAAAGGCGUUGAUGUUUUUGUACUUGGAAAGAUUAAAGAGAUUUUUCGUCGACAUAAUUCUCGAACUUACCCACUGAACAAUUGAGUUUUAUAGUGUAAUAAUAGAAACGAUUCUCCAAAGGAAUUAGCCUCAGUGGGUUUCAGGUUAAGUGUGUUGCUUGAGGCUUUUUAUUUGUUUUCUGACGAGAUUUUGAUAUUUGUGUAAUAUUCGGUCUGAUCCGGCGGAUUACGCAAAUCAACAACAUAUAGAUGCGCU